AUGAAGACACCUAUGAACUACAUCCUGGUCAACCUGGCCAUGGCAGACAUGAUGGUAGCCGUUUUUAUGGCGCCAAGGCAUAUCUUCCUGAGCGCUUUCGACCAUCCCAGUGGAGAACUAGGUGACUACAUAUGUAAGUUUAUCACAGGAGGGAACUUCAUGUGGGUAGGAGGAGCAGCYUCGUCGUUUUGUCUCGUGGCUAUUGCUGUGGAGAGAUAUUACGCUAUWGUCUACCCUCGUCUAGAGAAAGGACGRAUUACCAAGAAAAAACUUAAGGCAAUCAUCAUUGCUUGCUGGACCUACGCUUUACUGGUCGACAUUCCUCCCUUCCUGGUCAUCAACUUCAACGAAAAACGCCAAUUCUGUAUCGAAUACUGGCCACACGUCAAUUUGGCCAGGGCUUACACAAUCUUAAUGUUCAAUCUCGACUUUGCUGUACCUGUCUUGAUUAUGGGAGCUCUUUACGUGAAGGUUAUUUACAAACUUUGGUUUCGCCGUCAAACCAGCCCAACCGAGUCUUCUCAGCUUGCAGUGGUGAAGUCCAGGAAAAAAGUGACCAAAAUGGUUCUCAUUGUAACGGUUAUUUAUGGYUUAUGCUGGAUGCCUGUUCUUACUUUGUACAUGCUUUCGUACCAUUUGCCAAAUCAGUUUCAAUACGCAUCUAUCAUUCAUAACGCUGCAGUUGUYUUCAUUUGCAUCAACUCGUCGAUAAAUCCUUUCAUCUACAGCUUUCAAAUGAGAGGUUUUAAGGCACAAAUCAAAAAGCUUUUCUCCUUUGCGCGGAAGCMGACAGCACAAAAUGAUGAUUCUCGAACGUCAACUGCUCUUGAAGUAAGGACCCGGAGACCAACUUGUUAYGCCAUUCAUAACCAAGCCAUAGAGAAAGAGCAGUCACUUGUCAUUGUUGACAUGUGA
Messenger RNA from Exaiptasia diaphana, 915 nucleotides. RefSeq names its product neuropeptide FF receptor 2. The record is from RefSeq and is a predicted model, not a curated record. Gene Ontology annotation, cellular component: membrane. The transcript is spliced from 2 exons. Lineage: Eukaryota; Metazoa; Cnidaria; Anthozoa; Actiniaria; Aiptasiidae. Gene Ontology annotation, molecular function: peptide binding; G protein-coupled receptor activity. The coding region runs from base 1 to 915 and encodes 304 amino acids. Gene Ontology annotation, biological process: G protein-coupled receptor signaling pathway.